AUGGACCCCCGACAGCCCACAGGCGAUCCAGCGGGUAUAUUUCGCUUCUCAGGCCAGGGCCAGGGCCUCCCGCCACAUCCGGAGCCAGGGCCUACCCCGACCACAGGCAUUCCUUCCUCGGGAUUAUUUGACUACCUUAGGAAUGUCGACUGGUCCAACGUAACAUGCUGCCCCCGGCCUUCGUUUGCCUCUAGCCCCUGUGCAGUGUUUCAAAUCCCCGUAUUUCCUUCGGACUCUCCCCUCGGACAGCGGCUGACGUUCCUCGAGGCUUUCACUCAGAGCCAGGGUUUUAUACAGGGCCCUUCAUCGGCCUUUCCAGCUACCGAUCUUCUGGAUCUCUCGAUAAACCUCCUGGCCCGCCGAGUGCUGAGUGACCCUCGCAUCGCACAGACAUUCACAUUCGAGAAGAACUUGCUCCAGACGGACGAGGUGCUGCUUAUCAACCCCUCAUAUUCUUUCGAUGCGGGCGACUCCGGCGUCACGUUCGAGAGCGCCCUGCGGGUUUGGUUGUGCCCCGUAGUCGGUCUAGACCAGAUUUGCCAAAGGCUCUCGGGCCUCACCCGGAUGAUACUCGACCUGGCGCGAACGGAAGCGCGGUCGGAGGAGCGGAAGUUCCUCGCAGCCGCGAUAAGCCUCCGUGUCAGGCAGGUUCUCGGCGCUCCGCUGGCUCCGGGCACGCCUGACGACGAUACCCAGGCAUUCCCGUCCAGUGCCAGACCCUUGUUUUCUAUGAUGCUGGCCGACGGUGAAAAGACACCCCGGGCGCGCUCGUCCGUCGCCCGCGAUGUGCCUGACAAUAGACUUUGCCCGACGCGGGUCGAACAUGGCAAAGGAAGCUUAGACGGCGAGAAAGACCUUCGCCCCCUCUGGGCUCGGCGGAUGCUUUCUCCAAUCACUAUUUCCACCGGCAUCGUAAACGACGAAGAACCCGGAGCUAUCCUAGCUUAA
This is a messenger RNA of Arthroderma uncinatum, 948 nucleotides long. RefSeq lists its product as uncharacterized. The transcript is spliced from 3 exons. Bases 1 to 948 code for a protein of 315 amino acids. NCBI's taxonomy places the organism in Eukaryota, Fungi, Ascomycota, Eurotiomycetes, Onygenales, Arthrodermataceae. The record is from RefSeq and is a predicted model, not a curated record.